Syngnathus acus (greater pipefish) is the source of this 1725-nucleotide messenger RNA. It is a transcript of the gene fam53b, whose product is annotated as family with sequence similarity 53 member B. The transcript is spliced from 5 exons. The record is from RefSeq and is a predicted model, not a curated record. Gene Ontology annotation, cellular component: nucleus. Bases 369 to 1385 code for a protein of 338 amino acids. Gene Ontology annotation, biological process: protein import into nucleus; positive regulation of canonical Wnt signaling pathway. NCBI's taxonomy places the organism in Eukaryota, Metazoa, Chordata, Actinopteri, Syngnathiformes, Syngnathidae.
CGUUUGUCGUAGAAGAAUUCACGUAUUGCUGUUCGGAUGUCGACUUUAGCGUUGGGAAUGUGUCACCCCUCCCGGCAGGCCGUGAAUGGUUUCGUCCAGUGUGUGAUGUCACGAGCAACGUUGGAACGCACUAGUAGCGCAGAGGACUUGAGUAAAUGUUGCACUUUAUCCCUCAACCUAUUUACUGCGUGCUUGACACGCGCUGGCUUUGCAUUUUUAUAUUUUUUGCUUGAAUGUUUAAAAAAGCAGACCAGAUCCCAACAUGAUCCAGCGACAGUGAAAAUCAACGAGAAGAAUUGGCAGUUGAAGGAGCGAACAUUGGCCAUGGCCCACUUGACUGACAUUCACCGGAACAGCUCAGGACCGGGAUGUGCAUCGCCAUGGUGAUCAUUUGCAAGAAGAGGCCAGUAAAGGGCGGCGACAAUGUAACGUGCAAAAGCGCACAGUUGGGCUCGUUGCGGGCGCAGACCAUGAGCCAAGGGACAACGCUCUUCCCUCGUGAACUUGCGGAUACAAGGCGAUGGUGUGAGGUGGCACGCGGCUGCGCCUCGCCGCAGAGUCCGGUCGGCACGAGCCUGGAGAGUCUUUGGGACGUCCUGCCCGAGGUGCACCGGAGCACUUCCCAAUGGGGCUGGGAGGUGGGCUCCGCGUCCGGUAGCAUCAACAGCCUUCUGCAGGACCUCAGCUUGACGGAGGCCGCCGCGUCUUCGCCGGCACCGCCUAGCAAACGUCAAUGCCGUUCGCUUUCCUGCUUCGACGAGCUGCAACGCUCCACCUGGAGACCCCAGGGAUCCAGAGUGUGGACGGCGGUUGAAAAGAGGAGGUGCCACAGCGGCGGGAGCGUCCACCGUGGCGGAAUGGCUCACACGGGCUUCCCGGCUAUCCAGCGCAGCUGCAGCUUCAGCCUCCCCGCCGCCCCGGCCCAGCCCUUCUACCUCUCUCAGGAAGAGAUCCCCGAGCCCGUCAGCUCGCCCGACUCCACCCCUGAGUUGGAGCGCCGAGGAGGGCCGGGGGGUCUGGCCCGUAGCCGCUCGCAGCCCUGCGUUCUCAAUGACAAGAAGAUGGGGGUCAAGCGCAGGAGGCCAGAUGACAUGCAAAGGCCCUCGCUGGAUCUGGCAAAGAUGACUCAGAAACUUCAGAACUUCCACAGCCUCAGCUGCCCGGGAAUCUCAGGCCAGUCCGGACACAGCGAGGACUUUUCUACUAGCAACGCUUGGGACGACGUUGCGCCUAUGACCAAGCACGAGCCGAGCGGCCUCGCCACGCGGGAGGCGGAGCGGCUCUCCACGCAUCGUAAAGAUACGGUGGCACUUUGGAGAGGCACCGGGAAGGACGCCUGUCUGCUCGGAGGCGAGCUGGACAUUGAGCAGAUCGAGCGGAAUUGAGACUUGAAAGUCUUACGGACAAAAGGACGUUGUUGUUGGGAGUGGUCUUAAGCUGUCCCCGAAACUACGCAGGGGUUCUAAGUGUGUCUCAGGAGACAAAGCAAUCAGGACGUGUCGAACGUCCAGGUGAAAUAACAAGUCUUAAUUUUUUUUCCUAACCCUGCGCCUUAUCGCAUUUUGGAGAAUUUGCGGCAGGUUUGUACAAACGCUCUGCAGUGGGGAAGACCAAACAGGCAGAAAUGGCACACACGGGAAAAUGCGGCUUCUAUUCCAUAGCAUUAAUAUUUUACAAUUUGUAACGACAAGCGUAUUUCUAUAUGAAUAAACAGUUUGAAAUGUG